GGCGCGUUUCUCCCCGCCGGAGUCGCGCCAAAGUGGGCGGAGAGUCUCUCGGCUCUGCUAGCUCGCCUCCCUCUGCCUGCCUCCUUCCCUCCCUCCCUGGUCUGGGCGGCGGCGGCGGUGCCUGGGGGCUGGUGGGUGGCGCGGCGCAGCGCAGAGCAGCGCAGCUGCGGGCGCCGAGGCAGGAGGAGCCGACUCAUUGUUCCGGCCGCCGCAGCCGCCGCGCCCCUGCCCGCCUCUCUCUCCCUGUCUUUCUCUCUUUCUGUGUCUCUCGAUCACUCCUCAUCUCCGCUCCUCUCGGCGUUUCCCCGGAUCCCGGGUGGAGAGCCCUCCCCGCCCCGCUUCCUCCCCUCCCGGUCCCUAACCCAGCAGCAGCAGCAUCCUUCCGAGCCCGGCCAUGGAAGACCUGGACCAGUCGCCCCUGGUCUCGUCCUCCUCGGGCGCCGCCGCGGGCCCGGCCCGGCCUCAGCCUGAGUUCAAGUACCAGUUCGUGAGGGAGCCCGAGGACGAGGAGGAGGAAGAGGAGGAAGAGGAAGAAGAGGAUGAGGACGAGGACCUGGAGGAGCUAGAGGUGCUGGAGAGGAAGCCGGCCGCCGGCAUGACUGCUACGCCGCUGCCGGCCAACGCCGCAGCCGACGCGCCCCUCCUGGAUUUCGAGAAGGAGUCGGUGCCGCCGGCCCCCCGCGGGCCCCUGCCCGCGGUGCCCCCCGCAGCCGCGGAGCGGCAGCCCCGCUGGGAGCCCAGCCCGGUGUCCUCGUCCUCGCCCUCCCCGCCGCCCUCCGCGGCCGCUGCCGCAACCCCGGACGAAGACGAGCCCCCAUCCCGUCCCCCUCCCCCGCCUCCAACGGCCGGCGUGGGCCCCCACACAGAUCCUGCGCCCCCCGCCUGGACCCCGAGCACCCCGGCUCCGGCCGCGCCCCCCUCUACCCCGGCCGCACCCAAGCGCAGAGGAUCGUCGGGCUCUGCUGAUGAGACCCUUUUUGCUCUUCCUGCUUCAUCUGAGCCUGUGAUGCACUCCUCUGCAGAAAAAGUUAAGAACUUGAAGGAGCAGCCAGGUAACACUAUAUCGGCUGGUCAAGAGGAUCUUACAUCUGUACUUCUUGAAACUGCUGCUUCUCUUCCUUCUCUGUCUCCUCUCUCAGCUGCUCCUUUUAAAGAACAUGAAUCUUUUGGUAACUUUCCAGCUGUAUUAUCCACAGAAGAAACAGACAAAACCACAAAUGAAGUUUCUAAAGAAUCCACAGAGAAAGAAAAAAAUACAUUUAUAGAUAGAGACUUAAGAGGGUUUUCAGAGUUAAAAUAUUCAGAAAUGGGAUCUUCAUUUGAGGGGAUGCAAAAAGCAGAAUUAACCUUCAAAGAAAUUGCUCCAGAAGAAAUAUUAAUGAGGAAACAAGAUAAACAAGAGAAUUUAGUCAGUGAGACCCUCAGCCAGUGCCAACAACAGUUGCCAAUAGCUCUCAUUAAAUCAGAAGAAAAGGACAAAGUUACAUUUUCUGAAAAAACAAAAUAUGAUAAGGACAGCAUUAGUGAAAGGGAAAUCACAGUACCUUUCAAAGAAGAUGCUCCUCUAAGGGAAGAAUAUGUAGACUUCAAACCAUUUGAGCAAGUGUGGAAAGCAAAAGAUACUUACAGUGAAGAGAGUAAGAUAGAAGGUGUUCGAGGUGAUUUAGAUAGCAAGUUGGAGAGUAUUGUGGAUGAGAAAUAUGUUGCAGAUAGCCUUAGGAAAAAGAAUCAUGACAAAGACAGUGAAAGCAGUAAUGAAGAUACUUCUUUUCCCAGUACACCAGAAGCUAUAAAAGAUGUUUCACAAGCAUAUGCUUCUUUUGAACCUGAUGCAGUAACUGAAACUCAUACAAAAAAAGAUUUCCCUGUCUUAGAAGAUCAAACUUCUGAAAAUAAGACAGAUGAAAAAAAAAUUGCAGAAAAGCAAGCCCAAAUUGUGACAGAAAACAAUAGUAGUAUCAAAGCAACAAACCCUUUUAUUGUGUCAGCACAGGAUCGUGACAGAGACUAUGUCUCAACAGAUAGUUUAUCAAAGAUACCUGUAGAAGUUGGAGCAAGCAUGCCAGAAGGUCUUACUCCAGAUUUAGUGCAAGAAGCAUAUGAAAGCAAAAUUAGUGAUGCUACUUCUACAAAACUGGCUUAUGAAACAAAAAUGGAUUUGGUUCAGACAUCUGAAUCUUUACAGGAGUCUCUACAUUCUGCAGCCCAGCUUUGCCCUUCAUUUGAAGAAUCUGAAGCUACUCCUUCACCGGUUUUGCCUGACAUUGUUAUGGAAGCCCCACUAAAUUCUGUAACUCCUGGUGCUGGUGCUUCGGCUGUGCAGCUCAGUUCAUCACCAUUAGAGGCUUUUACACCUGUUAAUUACGAAAGUCUAAAACUUGAGUCGGAAAACCCCCCACCAUAUGAAGAUACCAUGAAAACGCCCUCAAAAGAGGUACCGGAAAUAAAAGAAGAAAAGAAGGCACCUGAAUGUAUUAGUCCAAUUGUUGAAGAAACAGAAGCAUCUUAUAUUUCUAUUGCAUGUGAUUUAAUUAAAGAAACAAAACUUUCCACCGAAACUGCUUCCCCAGACUUUACUGAUUAUUCAGAGAUGGCAGUAAAAGAGAAUGUUUCACAGCCUAUGCCUGACCUCUCUGAUUUGGUGGAAGACUCUUCACCUGAAUCUGAACCAGUUGAUUUAUUCAGUGAUGACUCAAUACCAGAAGUUCCUCAAAAGGAAGAUGAAGCUGUGCUGCUUGAAAGAGAAAAUUUAAUUGAAACUUCACUGUCAUCAGUAAUAGAGCACGAAAGUAAGGAAAAGCUCAAUGCAUCACCUGCUACCAUGGGAAAGCCAUAUUUGGAAUCUUUUCAGCCAAUUCUGGACACCUCAAAAGCGGCCACUGCUCUGUCAUCUGAAGUUACUUUCACAGUCGUGAACAAGGAGAAAAUUCCUUUACAGAUGGAGGAACUGAAUACUGCAGUUUAUUCAGAUGAAGACUUAUUUGUUUCUAAGGAACCAAAAAUAAGAGAAGCUGAACUCUUUGCUGAUUCUUCUCCAAUUCAGAUCGUAGAAGAUUUCUCUGUAACAGUCAGCUCGAAAACUGUUCCUCCUGCUAAAUUGGCUAGAGAAUUCGCUAAUAUAGAAGUAUCACUGAAGGGUGAACAUGGUAAUGUCCAAGAAAUAGUGAGCUCAUCACUUUGCUCAGAAUUGCCCCAUGACCUUUCUCUCAAGAACGUACCCACUAAAGUUGAAGAAAACAUUGAUGUUUUACACAAAGCUCCAGAUGGAGUCUCCCAAGACAUUCCAGCUGUGUCCAAGGGACUGUCGUUGCCUGCAGAUGUUUCUGCUUUGCCAAGUAAUGCAGAGAUAGUCAGUAUAGUAAAGCCCAAGGUUAUCUUGAAAGAAGCCGAGGAAAAAAAGCCUUUUGUUACAGAAAAAGAGAAGAGAUCACCAUCUGCUUUAUUCUCAGCAGAGCUGAGUAAGGCUUCAGUUGUUGACCUUCUUUAUUGGCGAGACAUUAAGAAGACAGGAGUGGUAUUUGGUGCCAGCUUGUUCCUGCUACUUUCGUUGACAGUAUUCAGCAUUGUGAGUGUGAUAGCAUACAUUGCCUUGGCCCUGCUAUCUGUGACUAUCAGCUUCAGGGUAUACAAGGGAGUGAUCCAGGCAAUCCAGAAAUCUGAUGAAGGUCACCCAUUCAGGGCCUACUUGGAUUCUGAAGUUGCAGUAUCUGAGGCGUUGGUUCAGAAGUACAGCAAUUCUGCUCUUGGUCAUGUCAACUGCGCAAUCAAACAACUCAGGCGCCUCUUCUUAGUUGAUGAUUUAGUUGAUUCUUUGAAGUUUGCAGUAUUGAUGUGGAUCUUCACCUAUGUCGGUGCCUUGUUCAAUGGCCUGACACUACUGAUACUGGCUCUGAUUUCAGUCUUCAGUGUUCCUGUUAUUUAUGAAAGGCAUCAGACCCAGAUUGAUCAUUAUUUAGGACUUGUGAAUAAGAAUGUUAAAGAUGCUAUGGCUAAAAUCCAAGCAAAAAUCCCUGGAUUGAAAUCCAAAGCUGAGUAAAAUCAGCAGUAAACACCACUAGGAAUUCAUCAUUCGGGGGAAAUUUUCAUUUGGAUUCCAUGGGGAGGGUCGGGGGAGAAUGGAGCCUUGACAUUGCAGAGCAGUCUCACAGAUCUUUAUUUUUUAGCAACGCAGUGUUUGAGGAAAAAUACUUGUUUUGACUGCCAUGUGUUUUGUCAUCUUAAAUAUCGUAAGCUGCUAUGUCUGGACUUCAGCUGUAAUCAUAUUUGUUUAUCCUUUGUGAGGCACUGGCUCUCACACAACGAUCUGAGGAAGCUGUACAUUGUGCUUCAUUGGAGGUAGUCUUGCUGUGUUUUAAGAAGGUGUAUAGCAGGUGGAACUGAUGGGGAAACCCUGUCACAGUUUGUGCCCUGUGUAUGGUCUGUGUAGAAUGAUGCAGAUUUUCUAAAAUGAAAUGUUUAGAAGAGAUCAUACCACUAAAGCAAGGAGAAAGCUUGCCUUCUUGGUAUGAGUCUAGCUGUAUUGUGAUUUUACUGUUUUAUUAAUUGCCAAUAUAUAUAAAUAUAUAUAGUGUUUCACCAAGCUUAGACCUUUCAGCUGCCCCACAGUGCUUGAUAUUUCAGAAUUGAUGGUUUUAUGAGUAGCUCUAAAUCACAUAAGCUAGAAAAAUAAACUAUAUUUCUAGGAACACUACCAUCCAUUUUCAACAUAAAACACAACUCCAUGCCCAUAGAAAGUCCACAACAUACACUUCAUUGCUCAGACCUCCUAUAGUUAAUUUCAUCACACACUUGGGAUCUAUGGACUGAAUCUAAUGCUGAAAAAAAAAUGUUGUUUGGAAAUAUCAAACAUUGUUAUGCAAGAAAUUACAAAUUAAGAUUUAUUCAAUUGCGGUUUAAGCUGUACCUGAACUAAGUCUGUGGAAUGCAUUGUGAAAUGUAAAACCAACCAAGUAUCAAUAAAGCUUAGAGACUUAAAAUA
Trichosurus vulpecula (common brushtail) is the source of this 4978-nucleotide messenger RNA. RefSeq names its product reticulon 4 (gene RTN4). The transcript is spliced from 9 exons. The coding region runs from base 395 to 4036 and encodes 1213 amino acids. The record is from RefSeq and is a predicted model, not a curated record. Gene Ontology annotation, biological process: brain development; endoplasmic reticulum tubular network formation; neuron differentiation. Gene Ontology annotation, cellular component: postsynaptic density; neuron projection. NCBI's taxonomy places the organism in Eukaryota, Metazoa, Chordata, Mammalia, Diprotodontia, Phalangeridae.